Molecule: messenger RNA, 1028 nt
Organism: Limulus polyphemus (Atlantic horseshoe crab)
Lineage: Eukaryota; Metazoa; Arthropoda; Merostomata; Xiphosura; Limulidae
Product: two pore potassium channel protein sup-9-like
Exons: 2
Coding region: 154-999 (281 amino acids)
Biological process (GO): stabilization of membrane potential; potassium ion transmembrane transport
Cellular component (GO): membrane
Molecular function (GO): potassium ion leak channel activity
Source: RefSeq, a predicted model, not a curated record
CGGUGAGGAUUAAGACCUAAACCAAAAACUUAGCUUGGUGAUAUGCUGCUGGAAGAAAAGGUGUUGUAAACACUUUCCACCACAGUUACAGCCAUGUUUUUUCAAGCAGUUGAAAAGCUUAAUUUAUCCUUUUUUUUCCUCAUCUGAGCUAUUAUGUUGCAGUUUAACAGGAAAAUAAGUGUUUCUCGUGGAACAAGGUCAGGUUAUGGUCACUCCACACCAGCCACGUGGGGAGGAAAGACAUUCUGUAUGUUCUACGCCUUAGCAGGAAUCCCAUUAGGCCUAGUGAUGUUCCAGAGUAUUGGCGAACGGCUCAACACCUUCGUGGCAUACUUACUUAAGACUGCAAAACGGUGCCUCAAGAUGAAGAACACGGAGGUCACAGAGACCAACCUCAUCUGUCUAGUGUCCAUUCUGUCUACCUUAUUGAUGACCACUGGGGCUGCGGUGUUUUCCCGCUAUGAAUACUGGAAUUAUUUUGAUGCCUUUUACUAUUGUUUUAUCACUCUAACAACGAUAGGCUUUGGGGACUAUGUGGCUCUACAAAAAGAGAGCGCCCUCCAGAGCAAACCCGAGUACGUGGCCUUUAGUUUAGUGUUUAUUCUGUUCGGCUUGUCCGUCGUGUCCGCUGCAAUGAAUCUCCUGGUGUUGCGGUUCCUCACCAUGAACACCGAGGACGAGCGUAGAGACGAGGUAGAAGCACAGACGGCAGCACAACAAGCAGUUCGCCUUGAAGGUGACGUCAUUACCGCUAACGGAAGUGUCAUUUCCUGUCAUGGGCCUGAUGCAUCCGAGUUUGAAGACGUUUCUUCCGUUUGUUCCUGUACGUGUUACUCAAGAAAGAGGACCUCAAAGCACAAACAUUCCCUGUUGCCAUCUAGCAACAAGAACAACAUAUAUUUAUUCCCGUGUAAUGACUCACAAUCCAGGGAAGACAGUAUACACGGUAGUCUAUUUUAUCCUCUUGAAGUAGAAGAUAAUAAACGAGCCUCUAUAUAACGGAGAGGUUAUUAUCAAAACUACAGAAA